CUCGAACACAAAAAUUCUCAAAUCAAAUAUGUCAACACAAAACUACAACUUCACCACUGCAAUUGUGACUGGAGGUGGUGGAGGAAUCGGGAAAGCCCUCGCAGCGCAGCUUAUCAAAGAUGGGAAAACGGUCAUUAUAGUUGGCCGUACUGAAUCGAAUCUCAAGACCACCGCAAAAGAAAUCGGGGCGGCUGCCUACUAUGUCCUGGAUACUGGCAAUGUUUCCUCGAUUCCCACAUUUGUCGAACGCAUUGUGUCAGAGCAUCCGGAGGUCGAUUGUCUGAUCAACAAUGCCGGGGUUCAAAGGCCGCUCUACGUGAACAAGGACGACCCCGCCGAGUUCUUAAGCAAAGCGGAUCAGGAAAUUGACAUCAAUAUUCGAGGGCCAAUGCACCUAGCAUUGGGCCUUCUGAAGCACUUCAAAUCAAAACCCAACUCACUCAUCGUCAACGUUUCUUCUAUCCUUGGAUUUAUCCCGUUUUCGGUGAUCAACCCGGUAUAUAAUGGAACAAAAGCCUGGCUGCAUUUUUGGACCAUGAACCUGCGCAAGCAGCUGGAAGACACCAACGUCAAAGUCAUCGAGCUGGCUCCACCUCAAGUCGAGACGGACUUGCACCGAGAGAGAGAAGACCCAGAUGACAACAAAAAACACAAGAGUCCUAGCGCACUUUCGGUUGAUGAGUUCGUGGAUGAAGUCAUGGGGAAGUGGAAGAAAGGAGAUGUGACAAUCACUGCGGGUCCAGGUAAUAAAAUGAUAGACUCCUGGGAGGAAAGCAUGGGCAGCGUAUAUAGGAAAAUGGUCGGAUGA
This is a messenger RNA of Periconia digitata, 808 nucleotides long. The record is from the annotation of a GenBank genome assembly. Lineage: Eukaryota; Fungi; Ascomycota; Dothideomycetes; Pleosporales; Periconiaceae.